CGGAUGAACGCCGGAUUAGUAUUUGCAUUUAGCCGUUAGUCAUACUUAUGACUUCCACUAGCAGAGGUCAUCUUUUACCAACAAAAAGUCACGAAAUUAAACAAAUUGCGUUAUUUAAAUUUACAACCAAAAAAAAACGAUAUUUCUCUAUCGUAAAUAUUAUUAUCAAUAUUAAGUACACUCGCCCGUUUGCAUUUACUUAUCGCCUUUUUUUUAUUUCGCCAAUAAUAAAUUUUCAAUUCCUGUUAGCGGUGGCAGUUAGUAGAUAUUAAAUAUGCUUUUGCGAAAUCGUUAAUUCACGUAUUUCGUUUUGUAACCGGAUACGAGAACCAAAUAUCGUAAGCGAAUUCAAUAUGAAGAGAAAAAUGAAACUGGUCCCCGGCCCCUUACCCCCGAUACCAACCACGACGUCUGGGUCGCUGCCCUUAGGCCUCCCGUUCAGCCCGGACUUACUGUGGGGCAGGUACCCACUAAGCUUCCCGUCUAUGGGAGGCAGCCAUCCCUCCUCCCCCCUUUGGGACUACAAGAGUCAACUUCCCGGAUCGUUGUCUUCUGAUCCGCGCAUGUGGAGCAGGGAAGAUGUCGCUAUAUUUCUAAGGUGGGCAGAACGGGAGUUCGACCUACAGCCGAUUGAUAUGGAUAUGUUCCAGAUGAACGGGAAGGCGAUCUGUCUGUUAACUCGUACGGAUUUGUCGGAACGUGCUCCCGGAUCUGGAGAUGUUUUACAUAAUGUUUUGCAAAUUUUGAUGAGGGAUGCUAAUAAUUUGCGACUGCUACCGAACAGCCCGAUAACCCCCACCUCACGCCACGCGUACCCACUCUCCCCGCACCCCACUUCGGCACCGACGACCCCCUCCUGGAAUCUCCCGAUCACGUCGCAACCGUCCAGCGACUACCAUAACAGCCACGCGGCCAGUUUAGCUGCGCACAUCAUGGCGCAGAGCAACAGCGUCACCCUAAGCCCCGCCCCGUCCGUGGACAGCCAAUCGGGAAGCCCGAACCAUCCCGAUGCGCCGAUGAGCUUCGGACAUAGCAUUUUUAGCGCGAACGGCGGCAGCAGUUCAAAUGGGAGCAAUUCGAAUCCCAGCGACAGUGACGAGGAUGAGAAGUUCAUCGAAACGAAGAACGGUUACGUGGGGAGUCCUCCAAAUACCCCCGGUUACAUGAACAUGCCGCAGAUCUCGUUUUUGACGCCACGCAGUCCGAAACAGAUGGAGAAUCUGGGCAGUCCCGGGAUUUAUAAGAGGGAGUUCUUUGGAAGCGCUGAAGGAUCUGAGCCUAAUACCAAUGGUCGUCUCCUGUGGGACUUUUUGCAACAGCUGCUCAACGAUCCGGCACAGCGGUACACGAGUUAUAUCGCCUGGAAAAACCGAGAAACUGGUGUUUUUAAGAUCGUAGAUCCGCCCGCGUUAGCGAAACUGUGGGGCAUCCAGAAGAACCACUUGUCGAUGAACUACGACAAGAUGUCGAGGGCGUUGAGGUACUACUACAGGGUCAAUAUUUUGAGGAAGGUGCAAGGAGAACGGCAUUGUUACCAAUUCCUGCGUAAUCCUGCCGAACUAAAAAACAUCAAAAACAUCUCGCUGCUACGACAACAAAUGUCGCCGACGGCAACGAAAUCGACCCCCGCCCAAAUUCAAAUCAUCCCCCAAAUAACGAUAAAACCGGAACCGAUGGAACAACAGCCGCAACAACAACAACAUGAACAACCGCCUCCAAUGAUGCCCGCCGCGGUACCGUCUCACAUCAAACUGAGCGAGCAAGUGCAAAAGCAGAGUAUAGCAGCGUUGGCGCAAAACGUGGCCAACUCACAGCAAAUGAACGAGGAGAGGCUCUAUCAUCACUCCUCACAGCCGGAGGAUAAACCGACCGAUUUAAGUAUGGACGGUCCUACGGAUUUGAGUAGCGGGAGUAAGAAAGUGAGUAUCGUGUGCUCGCCGGAUCAGCCACCGUUCGGAGGAGGAGGGCGCUAGUAGGUUUAAGUGAGGAGUGUGAUACGGUAUGAGCGAGAAUGUUUUUAUAGCUUUAAAGACUUUUUUUUUUGGGAGAAUUUGUUUGUUUAGUUUUACCCUUGUGCCAAUAAGAGUUAAAAAGUGCAAGAAAGGUGAUGAUUAUUUGUUUCGUCGUGUAUAUAAUAGAGUUUAGGAUGUUUAUUAUUAUUAUUUUUAUAGUGCAAUUUGUUUGUUUUUUUCUCUUGAUUUACGUGCCAAACUAAUUUAAUAAUUUUUUUUUUGUGCAAGUCUGGCAGCUUUAACUACUUGUAAUCGAAAAGAAACAACGACAAUAACAAUGAAAAUUUAAUGUACAAAAAAGGAAAAGAGACAGACUGGGAAUCUUUUGAUUGAAUUCACUAUUAUAUUAGCAAAAAAAAAAGAAAUAGGAACAUUCCAUUGAAAUUUUUGUGGAUUCAAGAUUAAUGUUCAUCAUUAAAUACUGGGUUUAAUAAUAAUUAUAUCGCCCCGUAGAUUUAAGUGAAAUGUUCUCUGUGAUCUCUUCACAUAUUAACUCAGACCUGAGUGUGAUUUAUAAGAAAAAAAAUUUAAAUAUUUUUAAAAAGUUUAUAAUAUUUACAAAAAUUUAAGGCAAGAUUUUAGGGUUUUACGAGGAUGUUCUGAUAAUACGCAUGUAUAUAGAUUUGUUAUAAGUGAUUUAAAUAAAAUAAAGAUAAUUUCUUUUAUAUUAAAAUAUGAA
Anthonomus grandis grandis is the source of this 2691-nucleotide messenger RNA. RefSeq names its product ets DNA-binding protein pokkuri. Gene Ontology annotation, cellular component: nucleus. Bases 354 to 1973 code for a protein of 539 amino acids. NCBI's taxonomy places the organism in Eukaryota, Metazoa, Arthropoda, Insecta, Coleoptera, Curculionidae. Gene Ontology annotation, biological process: cell differentiation; regulation of transcription by RNA polymerase II. The transcript has 6 exons. Gene Ontology annotation, molecular function: sequence-specific DNA binding; DNA-binding transcription factor activity, RNA polymerase II-specific. The record is from RefSeq and is a predicted model, not a curated record.